Cryptotermes secundus is the source of this 1124-nucleotide messenger RNA. RefSeq names its product hemolymph lipopolysaccharide-binding protein. The transcript has 5 exons. Gene Ontology annotation, biological process: biological process involved in interspecies interaction between organisms. Gene Ontology annotation, cellular component: external side of plasma membrane. The record is from RefSeq and is a predicted model, not a curated record. Lineage: Eukaryota; Metazoa; Arthropoda; Insecta; Blattodea; Kalotermitidae. Bases 61 to 780 code for a protein of 239 amino acids. Gene Ontology annotation, molecular function: carbohydrate binding.
UUCAGAGCAAGACCGAAAUUCUUCUUGUGAAGAUAGAAGCACGGAUUCAUCUGUGGUACCAUGACACAAUUGUGUGGAUGUGUUGCGGUUAUGUGCAUGCUGUGGUGUGCUGGAGCCUCAGCUGAUUAUCCGUGUCCGGCCCAAAACUCACCAGCCUUCAAAUUCUCAGUCACCAGUCGCCGUAACAAGACAGGCCACUGGAUCGCACAGGUGGAGAUGGAACACGGUGCUGAUCAGAAUGAAAAUGAAGUUGGUCCUUGGAAAGCAGACGUUAAACAAUCUACUGCAAAAUGUGGAGGCAUUGACUCUGUCUUCUUAUUGGCCACUGUCGUAGUACCUCCUCGGGACGCAGACACAGAGGAACAGAAGCCUUGUCGGAAGCCACCUGCUGAUUACGAACUUCUGCCUGGGUUGGGAUAUUACAAAUUCCACACAGAUAUUAAAACCUGGGGAAAAGCUCGGGAUAUGUGCGAAAAUGAAGGUGCUCACCUGGUAGUGAUCAAUUCGCUGACGGAGGCUAAGACGCUGCCCUCAAUCUGGAUACGUGACGUAUUUAACGACUGGAGAAAAGACGCCGCUUACAUCGGUACUUGGGACCCGGAAGGAAAUGGGGAGUUCGUCACUAUUUUCAACGAGACACUGGAAGCGGCAGGAUACAACAAGUGGUUUCCUGACGAACCAAACUUCAUGGGGCAUUGUGGGAUGUUGAGAUCAAACUCCCUGCUUGGGAACACUUUCUGUGAUGAGAAGUUGCUUUUCAUCUGCGAGUUCAAAGAAUGAAGUGUGUUAUGAAAAUGCAUUUGCCUCUUACUGUACGCACCUCUUUAAGUGCAACAUCUUCGUCUCAGCAGGGCAAUGUUUGUGGUAAUGUCUGUAGGUUUGUCCUUAUGCCAUUUCCAGCGUUUCAGUCGGUAAUGUAGUGUCAUCAGUCGAGAUUAUAUUGUCGAUAAUUGCAGAAAACUGUACCCCUAGUCUAUUAUUAUUAUUAUUAUUAGUAGUAGUAGUAGUAGUAGUAGUAGUAGCAGUAGUAGUAUUAGCAGCAGCAUUACUAGGUCUGAUCCUAUAGUUGUUUUUUAUAUAUAGAACUGAAUUAAUUUAUUAUCGUUAGUAUUAUUAUUAUUAUU